Trypanosoma cruzi is the source of this 921-nucleotide messenger RNA. RefSeq lists its product as uncharacterized. Bases 1 to 921 code for a protein of 306 amino acids. The transcript has a single exon. NCBI's taxonomy places the organism in Eukaryota, Euglenozoa, Kinetoplastea, Trypanosomatida, Trypanosomatidae. The record is from RefSeq and is a predicted model, not a curated record.
AUGUCACGAGCAAAACGAGACGGGAGUAAGGGCGCUGUUGCCGUCGCACCACCCCCCACAAAACGUCCGCGUUCUCCACAUUGUGAUGUCGAUGAUGAUGAUAAUAAAGGAGGAGGAGGGCGGGAGAUCAAAAAGCAUUGUCAUGAGGGAGCAGAUGCUGAUGUUUGUCAUGGUUCUUUUAUCGUCGCAGAUCUUCCAAGUAACAUGGCCGCCAUCUACACCCGCACCUUACGACAUCUCUUGCCAGAGCACAAGAAACACAUCUCGGAUGCUGGCAUCAUGGAGGAGGCCGGUGGAGCGACGCUCACUUUUGAAGUUCCUAGCAAGGCUGUUGCGGCGGCCAUGUUUAAACGCCUGCAGAAUGCCAAGAUUUACGGCAGGCGGUGGAAGGUGCAGUACUAUCCGCUUUCUGCUGUACAAUGUGCAAAGAAGGCAUGUCUGGUGGAUGUCCGUCUUGUACCUGCCGCCCCUCGCGCUCUCGCACUGUUUGCGCUUGGAGGCGUGCAAGGAUUUCUUGCACUUGUCGAUUCGAAUGAAAAAAACGAUACCGGCGCCAAUUUUAGCAGGCUUUCUACGGGUAAAGCGGCAACGACAAAAAUAACUAAUAGUAGUACUACUAGUCUUAAUAAGGAUACGACGGCUGGUAUCAGCGAACAGAGGGAUGUGAGAAGGCGCUCCAAAGAGAAGACGACAAAGAAAAAGACGAAUAAUGAAAUUAAAAGUGGCGACGACGAGGACCAUGACAUUAGGGCGAGUGAGAUGCCGUUUGCGGCGGCAACACCCAUGGAGGGAAGUGAUUUGGUGGAAUUUGUUGUAGCGUCAUUUGUGGAUGAAGGCAGCGCACUACAUGCACGGGCUGUGUUGUCAGGCCGACUCAUUGGCACCUCUGGUGUGCGCAUGUUCCUUGAGCGCCAUCGUUAG